AAUAACUUUUAGAAAAAGAAAAAAUAGAGAUGCCAUUACAGAUCUCUCUCCGAUCUCUAUACACUCAAUCCAACCAACUGACCCACACCCUAUCCCUUCCCUUCCUCUCUUUCCUCCGCUGCACAAUGUCCACUUCCCGCGACAUCGUGAGCCCUUCAACCACCCGCGUCGGUUGGAUCGGCACCGGCGUUAUGGGCUGCUCCAUGUGCUCUCACAUCAUCAAAGCCGGCUUCAAACUUACCGUCUUCAAUCGCACAAUCUCAAAAGCCCAGCCUCUCCUCGAUUUGGGCGCCAAUUUAGCCUCUUCCCCUCUCGCCGUCGCCGCCCAAUCCGAUAUCGUUUUCUCCAUCGUCGGUUACCCCUCCGACGUCCGCUCCGUCCUCCUCGACCCCACUUCCGGCGCCCUCGCCGGUCUUCGCCCCGGCGGCGUUCUCGUGGACAUGACAACUUCCGAACCCUCACUCGCCUCUGAGAUCGCCGCCGCUGCAACCGCCAAAGGCUGUGGGGCAAUCGACGCUCCGGUAUCAGGCGGCGAUCGCGGCGCCAAGAAUGCCUCUCUGGCGAUCUUCGCCGGCGGCGAUGAAAGCGAAGUCCGGCGAUUGAAACCAUUAUUUUCCCUGCUAGGAAAAGUGAAUUACAUGGGUGAAACUGGGAAAGGGCAAUUUGCGAAGCUGGCGAAUCAAAUCACCAUAGCUUCAACAAUGGUGGGACUGGUGGAAGGGAUGAUUUACGCUCAUAAAGCAGGGCUUGAUGUGGGUUUGUUCUUGAACGCCAUAUCAACAGGAGCAGCAGGAUCAAAAUCGCUGGAUUUGUAUGGAAGUAGGAUUCUGAAGAGGGAUUUUGAACCUGGGUUUUUUGUGAAUCAUUUUGUGAAGGAUUUGGGAAUUUGUUUGAAGGAAUGUCAGAAUAUGGGGCUUGCUCUUCCUGGAUUGGCAUUGGCUCAGCAGCUUUAUGUGUCGCUUAAGGCUUAUGGGGAAGGGAAUUUGGGGACUCAGGCUCUGAUUUUGUCUCUGGAACGGCUCAAUAAUGUUUCACUUGAAUCUGCCCCAGGUGGCGACGGUGGUCGCAGUGGUUCUUCUUGAUUAUGCGCCGUCUCUGCCGCCGCUUAGGUUCAAAGGCCACUGAUGCUUAGAUGAUGUUAUGAGGGUAAUCUAACGAAGAUUAGCGAUGGCUCAUACUAGUUGAAAAAUCUCAAUAAAACAACACCAGAACUUUUGUUCAAUUCUUGCUCUAUUUCCUUUUCAGUCACUUCUGAAUGUUACAUCAUUUCGAUUCUCACAUCUUAUUCUAUAGAUAAAGGGUUUCUACGAGUUUAAUAUUUUCAUUA
Benincasa hispida (wax gourd) is the source of this 1327-nucleotide messenger RNA. RefSeq names its product 6-phosphogluconate dehydrogenase family protein. Gene Ontology annotation, molecular function: NADP binding; NAD binding. The record is from RefSeq and is a predicted model, not a curated record. NCBI's taxonomy places the organism in Eukaryota, Viridiplantae, Streptophyta, Magnoliopsida, Cucurbitales, Cucurbitaceae.